Cercospora beticola is the source of this 1861-nucleotide messenger RNA. Its product is annotated as WD40 repeat domain-containing protein. Gene Ontology annotation, biological process: rRNA processing; DNA-templated DNA replication. Gene Ontology annotation, cellular component: nuclear pre-replicative complex. Gene Ontology annotation, molecular function: protein binding. NCBI's taxonomy places the organism in Eukaryota, Fungi, Ascomycota, Dothideomycetes, Mycosphaerellales, Mycosphaerellaceae. The record is from RefSeq and is a predicted model, not a curated record.
UUCAGAGUCUCAGCGGCUCAGACCACUUCUUGGCUCAAGAUCCAAGACAAGCUUAGUGCAGCAACCUCUCUAAGCUGAGACUACACUUUUUCCUCGCCUUUGCGCGAGACAUUCAGUUGAGAGAUAACAAAUAUCGGCCACGAAGAUGCUCUCAGAGCACUUCAUAGCGUCAAUAGGCGUACCUUUCAAGGCCCCAGGGACGAAUGUUGCCAAAGAUGCAGCCAUCUUCCUCCACGAGUUUCAGCCGCUUGCACAACAGCGCGCCGUCUUCAAGAAAUCUGCCACGGCCCCGAACUGCUUGGCCAUAAGUGAAAGUCACGUCUUUGCCGCACAAGAAGGCAAAGGAGCAGUACACGUCUACAAUCGGAAAAAGAGCAACCAAGAGGCUAUUGUUCCGUUCACCGAGAAGAUCUCAGCCAUUACCUUAGCUUGCGAUGAUGCUGUGCUGGUCCUUGGCACUGUUGAAGGACGAAUCUUUUUAUGGGAGACUUGUACAGGGAGACAAGUUGCUACAAACCAAGCUCAUCUGCAAGCUGUGAGCGCACUCGGUGUCGAUGCCACUUCGAACUUUCUGCUUUCAGCUUCCAAGGAUGCGACUAUCCAUGUCUGGUCAAUACCUCAGCUUCUUUCGUUCACCCACACAGGCGGCGCGUCACCUCUUCGAACUUUCUCAUCGCAUCAUGCAGAAAUCACCAGCCUCGUACUUGGACAUGGCGCCUUCAACCUGAACUUCGUAAUAUCCACUUCAAAGGAUAAGACGUGCCUGGUGUGGGACUACAAGACUGGCAACAUCCUGCGGACAUAUCUCCUGCCAGGAACCCCUCUCUGUGCUGCACUAGAUCCAGCCGACCGAGUGGUGUACGUCGGCUACGAGGAUGGCUGUCUUCAACAACUCGAUCUAUACACGUCGCCCACGGGGGAGCUGGAUGCGGUGCAGAACGGACAAGGAGCACUUGAUCCUGUACAGCCUCCUGCAGCUUCUCGAUGGAAGCUCCCUGACGCUUCCCAUGGCUCAGCGUUGAGUCUGAAUGUCUCUUAUGAUGGCAGUGUGGUACUCACAGGCCACCAAUCUGGAGCAGUGCUUAGCUGGGAUGUCGCUCGAGCUAGCUUUGGCACGAACCUUACACCACUUCCUCUCCCCGGUCCUGCCAGCAAUCUCAUAUUUCUGCCAGUCAGCGGACACCAUGAUCAGCAGUCUGGUACCAAGAAAAUCAAAAUCAAUGAGAUUAUCAAGCCCAAGUUCGGCGCUUUUGAUGUGUCGGGAAGCGGAGCUGUGCCUGGCAACUAUGUAGCCAAUGUGCAAUUUCCAUCUGAACUCGACCUUGAGAUAUCAGAAUUCUGCUCUGCUUUGACUGCGCCGACCUUCCCAACUGCGCUUCUCGAUGAAGGUCUCGAUGAGCUCGCGGAUUGGGGAAAGAUGCCAAAUCAGUCAAAUGGCGAUGUUAGGGCAAACGGCGAUGGUUUUAUGUCACUCGAUGGCAAUGAAGAUAAACCAGAGAGUCAGAAAUUGCAGGAGGAAAAUGCUACUCUGAAGGCGCAACUCGAGUCGAUGAGGAGGAUGCAGAAAAAGAGUUUUGAGAAGCUGAGCAAGCUGAGUGACGAGAUCCGAAGCCUUUCGAAGAAGCAGCAGAAACGAGGUCAAGCGAAUGGGGUCCAGGCGGGCGACGAUAUAAGUGAUUGAAGAGCUACGCUACAGCUAUCAACGAUUGUGUGCGGGAAAUAUGCAACAUGAGGACAGGAGUAGGAGGUAUCUGGGGAGUUCUUGGCACGCUUCAUAAAUGCAAGGUCGUGCAACCCAGCAGCACGAGCGGCCUUGCAUUCCAUGAGCCCGCCACCUCGGCUCAUCAACCACGUAUUUGUU